AUGACAACCGACAGACCAAAACCACCCGCAAAACCCCAACCCUCAGAACCCCGAAACCACCUCCAUGUCGACCCCUGGCAGUCAGCCUCAACAGGGCACCAGCGCGCAGCCGAAGGCGGCGGUUUCCUCGGCUCAACAUCUUGGCGAAAUGCGCGCUCGGCGAAAUUGACCAGGCAGUAUCGAAGUGGGGAUUGUCUUCCAGGGCGGGGAAAGGGAUUGGGAAUGGGACUGGUACUGGGAGGUGGAGUGCGGAAUACAGCAACGCAAGAGUCCACGCUCGUACCCGGUGCCUUCGAUGGGAAAUGCGCGACACAGUCGCCGCCUAAAAUACCCGCUUCCGGUGAAUGGGCGAUGGUAGCUGGGGAUGUGGCGAGGCGGAAUGAACUCGGUGUUCGGGAUAUUCGAUCGUUUAUGGGUGUUAGCAAGAGGAAGGCUGUCGAUGAGCCUGAGAAGGAUACCAAGGCGGAAACGAAGAAGAUUAAGAGUGUUGUUGGAGGGAACCGGAGUCUGAGUCCGGCUCGAGAUGCGAAGGAAAUGGACAAGCAAAAGGAAAAGGAAGAGGAAAAGCCUCAAAUAGAAGACACCCCCCAACCCGAAUCCCGCUCUGACGCCAGCCUCGAUCUGAAAUCCACUUCGCGUAUCUUCGCCGGCGUUACGAUCUUCAUCAAUGGCUCUACUCUCCCCCAGAUCUCGGAGUACAAACUCAAACACCUACUCGCGUCGAACGGAGCCAAGACUUCUAUCUACAUAGCUCGGAAGACGGUGACGCAUGUUCUCGUCGGACAACCCAAUACCGGGGCUGCGAGUGGAACAGCUGUGUCUGGUGCAGGAGGAGGCCUUGCUGCGAGUAAGCUCCAGCAGGAAAUUGCCCGUGGGGGUUGGAAAUGUGUGAAGGUUGUUAGUGUGGACUGGGCUCUCGAGAGUAUCAAAGCUGGACGUCGUCUUGCGGAGUCCCGGUUUCCUGGUAUGUAUGUUGCGGCUAAGGGGCAGCGGAGUGUUGCUGGGAUGUUUGGUGUACAGGGGGUGAAGAAGUAA
Penicillium samsonianum is the source of this 1035-nucleotide messenger RNA. RefSeq lists its product as uncharacterized. The record is from RefSeq and is a predicted model, not a curated record. Lineage: Eukaryota; Fungi; Ascomycota; Eurotiomycetes; Eurotiales; Aspergillaceae. Bases 1 to 1035 code for a protein of 344 amino acids. The transcript has 2 exons.